AUGUCGGGUAAACAGCGGGUCACGCUCGCAUCAAUGUGGGCAUUCGAAGAUAUCGGAGUGAGUGAUAGCCUCUCUGACCGUUUUAGGGAAACAAAUCCUCAACUUGAUCUUGAAUGUCACUACCAUAGAUCUGAAAACGUCCUUGAGGUAGACGGUAACCUUGAAGGCUGCCCAUCACAGAUCGCGAAGGCCGUCUCGAAGUUCAUCGACGGUCAGAGGAACAAGGACCUCUUGGAUGUGCAUCUCUCUGCUACCAUUCAAGAUGACGAACACCCUAGCUCGGAUCAGGGCGAUGAAGGCGGCCUCUUGGCUCUGGAGGAUGACUCAGAUGAGGAGUUGAUCCCCAAUCCGGUUGCUCUGGUCACGAAGUUCUGGCUGUCGCCCAGCGGGGGGGUUGGUUGCUUUUCAGAGAAUCGCUUCCAUGAUUUUAUUACGCGGAUAGCAGGAUUGACGGGCACUGAUAUUGCCGUUGUCGAGGAUCGCAGAAUCCAAGUGACUGGAAAGUCACCCGAGGAUGUUGAUGAUGCUCUGGCAAAACUCUCUCGGAUUGAGAGGCCCCUGAGCUUUAUUGCGAACCCAAACGUGGCGAAUAUCAACGCUACUCCUGGUAGUGGCCCCAUCCGCCUCCGACUGCAGAGCUACAGCAGUCUUAAUCGCAUAGCCCUUGGGCGGAUUCUGGCCGAUCCGAGCUCGGACUUGAGCUCGGAUCUCGGUCAGAUGUUCGUCACAAUCCUCCUUUCCUUUGAUGAAGAAGCCCAGGUGUUCAAGGCAUCCAACAAUCUUCUUAACCCGCCGCAUGUGACGGAGGAACCUGGGACUUCUCGUAUCUGGAACGAUUUUACCUUCCAAGGGAUUGGGAAACGCGAUGAAUAUCUUGCGUUGGGCAAAGUCGCCGGGCAUGUUGCAGCGAAGGCUCAUGCUACAGCUUCUAGUCUCUCGGCCCCUCACCCUUUUUUGACCGCCGAAAAGGCAAAUGAAGUGAACCAGUGGGUUGUUCAGGGAGUCGAGAUGGAGCAAACUAUCUCUGCAACUGACGCGGAGUCCAAAGAUGUUCCACGAAUUGAGUCAGCACCUGUUCAGAGCUCAGUCCCAGCUCCCAAAAGGCCCCCCGGUAUCAAAGGUCGCAGGCCCAUCCCAUUAGACAGGGACCAGCCAAUGUCAACCGGCGAGCUUGUCACUCCUGAGCGGGUGAUAGCCCAAGCAACUGAACCUGAAGAUGAUUCUCCUAAACCUCGAAGGAAAUGGAGGAUGACCUACAAUGCCAAUACUGCAGGCCAGCAGACAGACCCGAUAGUUGAGGCACCUACGCCACGAGGCCUGUCGAGUCCAUUGCAGGGAGACCCUAGAGACGCUCAACCCAUGGUAACUGAGGAGAAGGUGCGUCUACCUCCGACUUUUGAUACCACCAGGUAUAGUAUCAACAGAAGUGCCCCUCAGACUACUACGGGUACAUGGGGCAACUUCCAAAGCCGGCGAACAAACCCAAACCAAGUGCGGACACCCGAAAAGAAGCAUAGCAAACGAAAAUCACUCGUUGACAUACUUGAGCCGGUAUCAAGUGGAAGCGCCAGCACUCGCCCUCUCCUUUCUUUCUAUCAUCCUGCUUUGGUUCCAGCAAACCCGGUUGUUAGCAGCGUUGAUCACUUGACACCUCCGAGUAUGGAGGGCUUGGUCAUCCAGGGCAUGAGCAACAAUUCUCUGGAUCUCGCUGGUCUAACCUUCGAGGACCCCAAAAUUCCGUUGGAGCUCAGUAGCUCGGCAUCUAUCCGAGGAGUGAUUUCGUCUAGCAAUGACAGGGACACUUCGAACACUUCGUCUAGCAUUGACAGAGCGAACAUUUCGUGCAAUAGCAAAACGGCCUCUUGCGGUUAUAACAGGGUUACUUCUCUCAACAAAGACAGGGAGUCCCUUUCGGGUAAUGAAAGAAUGACUUUGUCUAGUAGUGAGAGCAUGCCUGAAAACACACAACGACUAGCUUCUUUGAGCAGGGUUUAUAAGACCAGUGAUGAUGGUACUGCCCUCGUUAUCGAUGAGGCUUACAAUACUGCACCGGGCCUGCGACAGACACGGGGAACCCUGUCCCAAGAUAAAGUCGCGGAGCUUGAAAGGGCCUACAAAACGGAGAAACGCUCCAGAAAUGAAGUUGUGACCAGAAACUUUCACCGUACUAUGAUACACAAGGCACCCAAGCCGAGUAACAUCGUGCAGAGCAAGACUGGGAACAAAGCCAAGAGACAGGCGACGCUCGAAGAUGCCUGGGGCUGGGUAAAGCCUGCGAAAAAACCAUCUGCCGAGGCUUCAGGAACUCAGCCCUGUCCUGGCCCAAAAGACGACAAAAAGGCGACACCUGUGAGUCAGGGCCAAGGGAGGCGGAACCCCCAAACAGACAAGGGCAUGGAAGAUGCUACAAGCGAUCGCAUGAAUGAGGAAAUCAAGCAGCUUUAUGAAGCCCUCAAGCCCACACUAGAAGCUGCUGAAUCCUUUCCAGGGUCAAUGUCGUUAGAAGUGCAGAUCGGGUUGCUCUUAAUACCGACAAUCCCACAGAUGUGCAGCGAGCGAGUGAUCACUAUGAAUGAAUGGCUCAAGAUUUUCCAGCCACGGAAUGGCUUGGUGGCACCCACGACCAAGUUCAUUAGCAGACUGACAACAUCUGGUGCUGAUGUCGACCAUCUCGUCAACCUCAAGACAUCCAAAGCAGCAGGUAAGCGUCGCCUGUUCGAGCAAGAAUACGACGAAUACAACGUAUCAUAUGAAUACCAUUGCCGAACAAAGACGGGCCAGUUGAUUGUCAUUGCAAUCGACGAGCAGGGGAAUCAUUCAGUCAGGCAGCCAAUUUCACCACUUGGGGGUGUGAACCUGCAUUUUCCUGGACAGACCUGGGAUGCAAUGGUGGCCAUUAAUCGUGUUACCGAACAUCUGCCCGGUGCCAAUCCGGAACUUGAAGAAGCCGCUCGACACAUGGUUGACUACCUCUGCAUACCUGCAGACAGACAGCUACUGUGCAUAUUUACCCGCCUCCCGGACGGAAUCAAAGUCACCGUCGAGAAGGUGUUCUUGAAACGUUGGACUAGGCAUAGAUUCAUUCGCUCCAACGAGGCCCCUUCGGAUGAGGCCCAAGGUAACUCAAUUGCGGAGGGCGAAACCACUGAGGACAUUUAUUUGCAGAUUCUGGAGGUGCAAGAUUUGGUCAUUGGGACCAUCUCAGACGGACAGGCUAUCCGUGCCCGUGCGAUGCAGCCACAAGAGAUGAUCAGGGAGGGGCGGCUCUGGUACGAAGCGUCACUCAUAAGCCCCGCUAUCGAAUCGAUCUUGAAAAGUAAUGCCACUCUCGAAGUCGGCGAACGUGCGGAAGACUGGUGCAGUGCUGACCUACUUGGGAGGGACGCUGCUCUUGUGGGUGACAAACAAGAGUCCUCGACAACGGGUACACAAAUUGGGCCUGUCGCCUCGGCCAUUGGGUGUGGUGGACUUGGGGACCUCCUCCGUCUCACCAAAAAGGUCGUUGGGAAAGCAGAUGGGGUUGGGUACUGGAACGAGGGGCCUGGCGUCCUGACCGAAGGUGCUCUCGUGGCGCAGCCUGCCCCCUCUUUGAAGGGCCUCGACUUCGAGGAUAUUGAGAGUGUCAAGGAGAUAGGUAGCGCUGGCCCGCAAAACGAUAUAGCAGGCCCAGCAGCCCUUGAUCAGCUUGAACAGGAGUUCUGGUGA
Molecule: messenger RNA, 3705 nt
Organism: Aspergillus ibericus CBS 121593
Lineage: Eukaryota; Fungi; Ascomycota; Eurotiomycetes; Eurotiales; Aspergillaceae
Exons: 8
Coding region: 1-3705 (1234 amino acids)
Source: RefSeq, a predicted model, not a curated record